AUGAACGGUAUCACUAGAGCACUCCGACGAGCACCCCUCAGACAGGCACUCCCUACAAAGCGCUUCAACAGCGGCAAGGUAUCCGGACCCGUCAUCGGUAUCGAUCUCGGAACUACCAACUCUUGUGUCUCCAUCUACGAAGGUGGCCAGGCCAAGGUUCUUGAAAACUCGGAAGGUGCCCGCACUACCCCCUCCGUCGUUGCCUUCACCAAGGAUGGUGAACGUUUGGUCGGACAGCCCGCCCGGCGGCAAGCUGUCGUCAACGGCGAGAACACCAUCUUUGCCUCUAAACGUCUGAUUGGCCGCAAAUUCAAGGACGCCGAAGUACAGAAGGAUCUCAGCAACGUCCCUUUCAAAAUCGUCGCCCACACCAACGGUGAUGCAUGGGUCGAAGCCCGUGGCCAGAAGUACUCCCCCUCCCAGAUCGGUGCCUUUGUCGUUGGCAAGAUGAAGGACACUGCCUCGUCUUACCUGGGCAAGCAGGUGAAGCACGCCGUCAUCACUGUUCCCGCCUACUUCAACGACUCUCAGCGUCAAGCGACCAAGGAUGCUGGUGCGAUCGCCGGUCUCGACGUCCUCCGUGUCAUCAACGAGCCCACCGCCGCCGCCCUCGCUUACGGUCUCGACAAGCAGGACUCGGCCGUCAUUGCCGUUUACGAUCUCGGAGGCGGAACAUUCGAUGUUUCCAUCCUCGAGAUGCAAAAGGGUGUGUUUGAGGUCAAGUCGACCAACGGUGACACGCACCUCGGAGGCGAGGACUUUGACAUUGCGCUCGUAAACCACAUCCUUUCUGAAUUCAAAAAGGAGACUGGCAAUGAUGUGUCGAAAGACCGCAUGGCCAUCCAGCGUAUCCGUGAGGCGGCGGAGAAGGCCAAGAUCGAGCUCUCCAGCACCGGCGCUACCGACAUCUCCCUCCCCUACAUCACUGCCACCGCCGAGGGCCCCCAACACAUCAACCUCAACCUCACCCGUUCCCGCUUCGAGCAGAUUGUCAAAUCCCUCGUCGACCGCACCAUCGAGCCAUGUCGCAAGGCUCUCUCGGACGCUGGUGUCAAGGCUUCGGAAAUCAACGAGGUCCUUCUUGUUGGUGGUAUGACUCGUUCGCCAAUGGUGGUCUCCACUGUCAAGGGCAUCUUUGGCCGGGAACCUAGCAAGGGUGUCAACCCCGACGAGGCCGUCGCUAUUGGAGCGUCGGUCCAGGCUGGUGUCCUCGCCGGAAACGUCACCGAUAUCCUCCUUCUUGACGUUACUCCUCUAUCCCUCGGUAUCGAGACUCUUGGAGGUGUCUUCACCCGUCUGAUUACAAGAAACCAGACAUUCUCGACUGCCGCCGAUGGCCAGACAGCGAUCGAGGUGAAGGUGUACCAGGGUGAACGAGAGCUUGUCAGGGACAAUAAGCUCCUCGGAAACUUCCAGCUCACCGGUCUCCCACCAACGGCCAAGGGUAUUCCCCAAAUCCAGAUCACCUUCGACAUUGACGCUGACGGUAUCGUCAACGUCGGUGCCAUUGACAAGGCCACCAACCGCGAACAGUCCUUGACUAUCGCCUCGUCCUCGGGUUUGAGCGACAAGGAGAUUGAGCAGAUGGUUGCUGCCGGCGAGCGAUUCGCAGAGGAGGACAAGGCACGCAGGGAGGUCAUCGAGACCGCCAACAGGGGAGAGAGCUUUGUCAACGACACCACAAAGAGUCUGCAAGAGUUUGAGGCGCAAUUGGACAACGCCGAGAAGGAGAAGGUCAAGGGCCUUCUCGAGGAGCUCCGGGAACUUGCGGCGAAGGGAGCAGCUGGAGAUGCUUCCGUGACAUCGGAGCAGAUCAAGGGAGCGAUGGAUGCCGCUCAGACCGCUUCCCUCGGUCUCUUCCAAAAAGUGUACGAGAAGCGCAAUGCCGAGUCACGAGACCAACCCUCAGAGGAUGCCGAGAAGCCCGAGGAGAAGGAGAAGAAGGAUUAG
This is a messenger RNA of Dioszegia hungarica, 1950 nucleotides long. Its product is annotated as heat shock protein. Gene Ontology annotation, molecular function: ATP binding; ATP hydrolysis activity; ATP-dependent protein folding chaperone. The record is from RefSeq and is a predicted model, not a curated record. Gene Ontology annotation, cellular component: cytoplasm; mitochondrion. NCBI's taxonomy places the organism in Eukaryota, Fungi, Basidiomycota, Tremellomycetes, Tremellales, Bulleribasidiaceae. The transcript has 9 exons. Gene Ontology annotation, biological process: protein refolding; cellular response to unfolded protein. Bases 1 to 1950 code for a protein of 649 amino acids.